Molecule: messenger RNA, 6834 nt
Organism: Chelonia mydas (Green sea turtle)
Lineage: Eukaryota; Metazoa; Chordata; Testudines; Cheloniidae
Product: C-type lectin domain family 10 member A
Exons: 6
Coding region: 2349-3143 (264 amino acids)
Source: RefSeq, a predicted model, not a curated record
AGGCAUGUUAUGGACCCUGAGCUCAAGACAGGGAAAAGUUGGUGAGCCCUGUCCAUGACUCUGCUGGGACAGGGAACUUUCUGGGGGGCCCUUUUGCAUCCCCCGCUAUAACAAAAUUACUAAUUUAGAUCAGCUGCUGAAAUGCUGCCUCUUGCCCUUUGGGCAGGCUAGAAAGGGGCUGGUAGCUAGAAUCAGGACCCCAAGUUCCAAGGCUACUUCCUUUGCACUUGCCUGGGCUGGUGGGAGCACGGUUCUGGCACGUGAACUGUCUGGAAAGGGGCAGGCAGCUAUCCCUCUGUUAAAGGCAAGCUAUAAACUGCAGGGAAUGUGCUCCAGCUGUGUAAGCAGGGGAGUGGAGCUGACGCUGCUGCUCCGAUAGCUCCAGCAGGGUCUCCUCCCACCUAAAUAAAACCUGGGUGCGGCUGGUUUCUACCCAAACCUACAAAGGCCAGGCCGGCGUGCAGCUCCUAGAGCUGAGAUGCUGCUGUUGUCACAGGAAGUUCCCUGCUUUGACCAGUUCCCUGCCUGGUGGGGUUGGCAUUCAGCUGGGGAAGGUGUGAAGUAAUGGGUAGGGAGUGAAGAUAUGGGAACCAGGUGCCUUUUCCUGUCCUGGGGGGAGAUGGCUGGAGGGAAACCCUGGGAUGGAAUCAAUACAGAAAGGGGGUGGGGAAGAACAAAAAACACAACCCCAAUCCUGAUUGUGGGCCCAGUCUGACCUGUGCCAAUCACAUGGCACAAAUGUGCUCCCUGGAUCCUCUGCCCCAGGCUGAUCUCCCAGCAUGUCAGAGCAGCCCCUAGGCUGCUCUAAAUUCCACCAGGCCCUCUUUCCUUGAUAAUACCUCCAUGCCAGGGGCACCCUAUUGCCUGUAUGCCAGACAGACUAGCUGUAUGCCAGACUGGUCUUCCCCAUCCCUAUGCCAGGGGAAUUCCCAGUCAGCGAACUCUGUCCCCAGGUGCCACACAAGUGCAUUUGUCUGCCUGCUCGCUUUUGACUGUGUAUUAAUAGAAAAAGAACAAAAUGAGCUAAGUAGCUGUAACCACCUGCUGGGGCCGGGCAUGUGAACUGUCUGUCGGACGCCAGGACCAGAACAGAUCAGAGCUGGAGCAAUAGAAGGGGCUAGAACUGGGAGUGAGGCACUGAAAUUUGGACCGGGAACACAGAGGCUGCGCUUCAGGAAAAUGUUCCAUGUGCUGAGCUCUGGGGGGCUGUGGAACGGACCACAGGGGAACCAUCCGCACUGGUCUGAUGGGACUGGUGGUGGAUGGACCAGCUGCGUGACCCUGGCUCUCUCCUCUCGGUCUCUGGGGCCUCGGCGCUCGUUUGGGCUGUCUGACAGAGCUUGUUACUCAAGGGCUUUUCCACAUCAGCCGUUCACCUUCUGCCUCCAAAAAGAGGAACUGUGCUGCUGAAGAAACAAGAACUCCUGUCUUCAACGUCUUCCCCGUGGUGCUUUGGGCACAGCUCAAUGAGCAGGAGGACACAUGCUGGGGUGACCGGCCUGCCCUUGUCAAGAGCCAGCUGCAGCCCCAUGGUGUUCCUCUGACCGAGGAGAGAAGAGAGCCCUGCUGAAUACUCGCUCUGCACGGCUCGUACAACAGCAGAAGACAGGAGAACGCUACUGCCGAUUCACUGUUUGCUCUGGAGGGAUACAUGGUGCUUGGUCUCUGUUAGCCACGGCCGGGUAUCUGGCAGGAGGAGGAAGCUGAAACCCGGAUCUGUGGGGAAAAAGAAAGAUGGAUCCGGAAGCUGAGGUCACCUACGCGGAUCUGAAAUUUCUUCCCAGAUCGCAGCAAACAGAUGUGAAGAAAGCAGGUAACAGUCUGCCACAGAAAGACCCUGACAGGUGCUUCUCAGGUGGGAGUCCCAGUGAGGGGCUUGGAAUAUCAACGUCCCCAUGUGUUACAUGUUACAUAAAGGGUCCCAAUCCAACUGGGCCAUGUCGUCUCAAGAGACUGGGCUCUAUUCCCGGGUCUGCCACUGUCCUGCUGGAUGAUCUUAGGCAAGUGCCUUUGCCUCUCUCUGCCUCAGUUUCCCCUGCCACCCUCUGCCUAUUUUGGCUAUUUAGAUUGGAAGCUCUUCAGGCCAGAGACUGCCUCUCACAAUGUGCAUGUAAAGUGCCUAUCACAAUGGGCCCCAAGGCUUCGGGGUGGGGGGGGUGGUCUCUAGACUCUACCUAACACUAAUAAUAAGCUCAGAUAAGACGUUCUCUUCGGGCCUCCAAGCACAGCGGGUUGCACGAGGACACUGGAUGCUGUAUCUAUUUCUGAAUGCUAAGGACCAGCUGAUGUAAAUUAACGUAUGCCGCUGGAGCAAUUGUGCUGAGUUGCGCAAGCUGAGGAUCUGGCCUAUGACUUUCUUCCUUCUGCUGCUGAUACUGCGUAGGGUCUGUACCAAAUGCAGACCAGUGUGGUGUGUGUGUGUUUGUUCUUUUUCCUUUCUCCCUGUACACCCAGAAUCAAAGCCCCCUGCCCAGAAGACGUCUCCGUGGGCUUGGCUAGCAACAGUGGUGAUUCUCUGCGUGCUGUUCCUGGUGGCGUUAAUUUCCCUGAGUAUCCUGUAUUCCCGGCUCCUAGCUGGCAACAUGCAGCUUCUAGAGGAAUCCGAGCAAGCCAAGAGCGAACUGCAGCAAGCGGAAGGGAGAUACUCCCAGUUACUGCAGUUGGCGUUGCACGCAAAGAUCUGCGCCCUGGAGUCCCCGUCCUCCAACACCUCAGAGCCCCGCAACAUCAGCUGUACCUUCUGCCCCUACCAAUGGAUUUCAAACAAAGGGAGGUGUUACUACUUUUCUCCAAGUCCUUUAUCGUGGAACGACAGCAGGAGCAGCUGCCAGAGGGAACAGGCCGAGCUAGUGGUCAUUACCAAUCGGGAGGAGCAGGACUUUCUCAGCAAGCAGCAAAGCCUUGAGGCUUAUUGGAUUGGCCUGACGGAUGUGGCCCAAGAAGGCUCCUGGAAGUGGGUGGAUGGCACUGACUUAAACCAAAUGGAGAAAUUUUGGUUCUCUCCCCAGCCAGAUAACUAUUACAAUGAGGACUGUGCGACUCUGACCACCAAACAACCCCUGCCACUUAACUGGAAUGAUGUCCCGUGCCACAAAUUUUUCCCCUACAUCUGUGAAAAGGCAGCCAACACUCUCACCAUCUAAGCUUCCUCUGACUCGGAACAUCUUGUUCACUGUGGCCAAUGAUGCAGCGUCCCCGAAUGCCGCUGGGCUCCUCCUGAGCCAGUUCAUCUCCUGCUGGACAAACGCUCAGUAGAGGGUGCUGAGGACUCACCUUUGCAGCUGGCUUGGCAGAAGCCACAGGCUGUCCAGUCCCGUUUUCCAAAGUGUAUUUUUGCCCAGAUCCACACAGGGUCUUCGGAGCUUAGCUCCUAGGUCUAGGCACCGCGGAGGUCCACAAAACCCCUGCUCAGCUGUGGCCUAACCUUGCAGGCACCUAAAUUCACUUGGCACCCAAACUUUUGCUCUAAAAAUCUCUCUAGAAUCCUAAAUUUUCUACCUCUGGGCAUGCCUGCUGCUGCAUCAGGCAGACACCCAGUGCCUGCCUCCCAGCACAGAGCAGGUGCAGGGAGGUGUAAUGGAAGGCUAGACUGUAUUCCGUAGUUCAGCCACUUGGUGAUACUGUGUGAGUAAUCCUUAUUGAAGCUAACCUCGGCCAUACUUGGCCGUCCAUCAAAGAUCUUGUAGUGAACACGGCUGGUGUGAUCUGUCUGCGAAGGAAGCUCUGUAGCCAGUCCAUAUGUGGUGCAGAAGCCGGACCUGCUAGAGGCAGCCCUGAAAUCUAGCAUGUACAGGGUGCACGUGAUACGGUAUCAGGAGUAAACUAGUGCCAGAGGGGAACAGUAACAGGUGGUGGUCUCUGAGCACUCCUGAUUCUGCACAAAAGGACCGGUGCAGGAGGAGGAUUCCCUGAUAACUCUAAGCCCAGGGGUAGGGCCUCUCUCCCCACGUAUUCAAUGGGCAGCCCAGGAGCCAAACCCACGAUUUGUGGAUUCCACUGAGUGGCUAGGUAGUUAGGUGUUGCACCCCCAAGGUCCCUUAGUGUAUCCAGGCCUUUAGAUACGCCUGGUUUUCCUUCCCCACCCCUGCUUUUUACAGCUGCGUUUUGGUGGGGUUUUUCUUUUUGAAAAUAAGACAAAGGGAGUCUAAUAUUUAAAAAAAAAAAAGUGUUGGAGGAGGAAAUGCAGGAAAGUGUCAAGCCAGAUCUCUUCAGCUUUGCCCCACGUCCUGUCGGAAUCAGUGUCUCUGUGUGUGUGGUUUUUACGGUGGUGGCCAUGAUCCCUGGCUCUUAGCAAUAAAGUGACUUACACAGGAGGUCAGUAUCACAAUUUUACAGAGGGGGAAACUGAGGCAAAGUGACUUGCCAAAGGUCACCUAGCAGGCCAGUGGCAGCACGGGGAAUAGAACUCAGCUCUAGUGAAUUCUAUCCCCUGUAUCAGAGACCUGGGUUCUAUUUUCAGCUCUGCCGUGGACUUGAGCAAGUUACCUCUCUCUGUGACUCAGUUUCCCCGUCUAUAUAAGAAGGGGGUAAUGAGGCUGUGAGGCUACAGCCACUUGUGUACAGAAUGCUUUCAGGAUGGCAGCACAGAUUUAUUACUGCUUGUGCGCACACAAACUAUUUUGAAAGAAUUCGAAGGUUUCAGUAUCAAGCAUGUGACAGUGGGGAAGUCCCAGACUGGAAGCUGCUUGUUGCACAGUGUGAGUGGAGAGCUGAUCGCCUGCAGCAGCAAACCAGGAACAAGUGAUGAGAUCCAAAUAGAGAUGGGAUUUGAUGACUUGAGAGCUGCUACCCUGGACAAACCUGAAUGGAUUUUCAGUGAUGCAAAUCACUUCCCUGGCCGAGUCCCCUGCCACGCUUCUGGGAGGAGAUUUGCAGAGCACUUUGCAUGCUUGUAAGCAGGACUUUCCCAAGACCCUGAUUCAGCUCUUCUGCGGUAGGAAACAUCUGCAGCAAAUGGUCUUGCCCCCCAGCAAGCUGCAGUUCCUGAAGAUGAGAGUUUCCUCCGUGCUAUAAUAGCAAGGGGGCCACAUGACACUGACUCCAGGACAAGGCUGACACCGUCCCUUCUCCCUCCCCUGCUCCUGCGACUGGGUUGUUCUUGAGACACUGAGACUUGGCCUCAACACGUGGAAGGCCUUGCAGUUAAAGCCUUAGAGCCGAGCAUGAAAUGUAAUGGCCACAGAGGUCUUUCCUAGGGAUGCAAUGACCUUUGGCACUGCUGCAAUCUACGCUGCUGUGCGGGUGAACGAUCAAGGAACAUUCAAGCAAUGGUUAAACCCAGGGUAACUCAGGAGUGCCGGUUACAAAGGGCAGCUACAGGCUCCAGCCCUUGAAGAGGCUUUUGGCUUAUCUAAAAAAGCCAGCGUUGCUCCUUUCUCUAUAAAAUAAGAUUUAGCUGCAUCCCACUCUCACAGAGGGGAGUUGUGAAAUGCCCUGAGGCUUCCCCGAAGCGUGAGAAUGAGAACUAGCUGAUGGGCAACCAGCAGGAGGGCCUCAAAGGAAGGAAGUGGAAUUUUGAAAUAUAGCUAUAUUUGUCCUUCACUAACUUGGGGCGCAAUCCAGGUGUUGCAUAGCUCCAGCUUUUCCAACCUCUAACUGUUUCAUGGGCCCAGUUGCUGCCGGUCUAAGGCAGUUUGGUCUCAGAAGGGGAUGCUCUUCUCCUCUCUAGGUCAAGCAAGCCUGUGAGCUCAAGCAGGAGGGCAGACCUGGCUUCUGACUUUAAAAAACACCAGAAGUCAGAGCAUUUCUGAGACUUCAUUAUGAUGAUGGUGUUUGAGUGGCCUGAAGAGGGGGCUGGUGAGCAGUGCUCUGAAAAUGCCAUUCAUUAUGACUAGGGCCCUAACAAAUUCAGGGUUCAUUCUGGUCAAUUUCACGGUUGUAGGAUUUUAAAAAUUGUAAAUUUCAUGAUUUCAAUAUUUAAAUCUGAAAUUUCAGACUGUUGCCAUUGUAGGGGUCCUGACCCAAAAAGGAGUUGAGUGGGCGGGGGGGGGGAGGUGGUUGCAAGGUUAUCGUAAGGGGGAGGGUAGCAGUACGGCCACCCUUACUUCUGCGCUGCUGCCUUCAGAGCUGGGCAGCUGGCAUGGUCUCGCCAUCCUGACUUCUGCACUGCAGCUGGCGGGGCCCUGCCUUCAGAGCUGGGUGCUCGGCCAACAGCCUCCGCUCUCCAGCCACCCAGCUCUGAAGGGUGGCAAUACCAUGACCCUGCCCCCCUAAAAUAACUUGACCUCCCCCACAACUCCCAUUUGGAUCAGGACCCCCAAUUUGAGAAAUGCUGGUCUCCCCUGUGCAAUCUGUAUAGUAUAGUGUAAAAGUGCCCAAAAACCCAGAUAUCACUGGGGGAGACCAGAUUUCACGGUCCGUGCUGUGUUUUUCAUGACUGUGAAUUUGGUAGGGCCCUAAUUAUGACAGUUGCAUCUGGAAGGUCUAACCAAGAGUUUGGCUCCAGGGUGCUGAGCGCUGUGCACACAGCCCCUCCAUCCUACAAGAGCUUGCACUCCAAAUAGACACAGAGAAACUGAAGCAGAGAGAAACUUGAUCCUGGUCACUGAGCUAGUGAGUAAUAAGAGCAAGGAAUAGAAGCUGUGACUUCUUCUGGCAAACCUGCCCCUACUCACUGGACCCUGGGCCUUCCCUCAUCAAGUUACUUGUGCAUAUUGUCAGACUAGCUGCUUCAUUUCUUUCUCGAGGAUUCAAAUUGUAAGCCUUUUACCUUGUGGAAGGGGAAAAAAUUACACACUCCCAUAUUUGGCCUUUUCUGACACUUUAAUCGUUAACAACAACUUAUCUACAUAUUUCAGCAGCUGCCAAAUAAAAGAGAGAAUUAAGUCACUGCCA